AUGACAUCCACCCACAAGAAUGGUCUCUCGCCUGCUUCGGUUGAGACCAUUGCUGGCUUAUCAGCUGGUUUGAUCUCGACCAUCAUCGUUCAUCCGCUGGACAUCAUAAAGACAAGGUUGCAGGUUGACACGUCUUCUCACCCUCUGCUCAACUCCUCCCGAGCUGUCCUUCGCGAUAUCCUCCGUAAUGAAGGCCCUACUCGGUUUGCCGCGCUGUACCGUGGCUUGACCCCGAAUCUCCUAGGCAAUUCCGCCGGCUGGGCUCUUUAUUUCCUUUGGUAUCGAGAAGCUCAAGAUGUCAUUCGCAACCUACGAGGCUACAACCUCGGGACGCAACUUACGUCAGUCGACUAUCUGGCAGCCUCGUCCGCCUCCGGGAUACUCUCUGCCGUUCUCACAAACCCCAUCUGGGUAGUCAAGACACGAAUGCUUUCCACCUCGGCCACUCAGACCGGUGCAUACCCAGGCAUGAUAUUUGGACUGCGAGCAAUAUACAAGACAGAAGGUAUUCGUGGUUUCUUCCAUGGUCUCACUCCGACGCUGUUCGGUGUUAGCCACGGUGCUUUGUAUUUUGUCGCUUAUGAGAGGCUCAAAGAAUGGCGCAAGGUCUCUAAGAAAGACCAGACACUUACAAACCUCGACACCAUCGUGGCAUCCUCACUCUCAAAGACCUUUGCAGGCACAUUAACCUAUCCACACCAGUUGGUGAGAGCUCGUCUGCAGACAUAUGAUCCGGGUGCCACCAAGCGCGUAAAGGGACCCGGGCUCGUCCCUCUCAUCCAGCAGAUUUGGCGCAACGAGGGAGUCAUUGGUUUCUACAAAGGGCUUUUCCCCAAUCUCCUGCGCGUCGUUCCGAGCACCUGUGUGACCUUUCUGGUAUACGAAAACACGCGGUGGGCGUUGCCGAGAAUGUUUGGGAAUGCCGACGACGAUCCUUCUAAUCGCACGACGGUGGCGCGGAAAGGGGAGAGGGCUCUUUAG
Cladophialophora yegresii CBS 114405 is the source of this 981-nucleotide messenger RNA. RefSeq lists its product as uncharacterized. Lineage: Eukaryota; Fungi; Ascomycota; Eurotiomycetes; Chaetothyriales; Herpotrichiellaceae. The transcript is spliced from 2 exons. Gene Ontology annotation, cellular component: mitochondrion. Gene Ontology annotation, biological process: nucleotide transport; folate import into mitochondrion. Bases 1 to 981 code for a protein of 326 amino acids. Gene Ontology annotation, molecular function: folic acid transmembrane transporter activity; FAD transmembrane transporter activity. The record is from RefSeq and is a predicted model, not a curated record.